AUGACAAGGAGGGUACCCCUGGGGUACCCCAAGAGAACCAAUGACUGGAGAGACGGCGCUCACUGUAGAGGUAUAACCUCUGGAGUCACCACCGAUCGACGCGGACGCUUCGCCGAGGUACCAAGAAAAACAAGAAUACAAGAAUACAAGAAUACAAGAAUGCACACACAAAACAAAUCACGUGACCAACAUCCCAGAAAAUCAAACAAACAAACAGACAGUAAGUAA
Molecule: messenger RNA, 228 nt
Organism: Kluyveromyces marxianus DMKU3-1042
Lineage: Eukaryota; Fungi; Ascomycota; Saccharomycetes; Saccharomycetales; Saccharomycetaceae
Exons: 1
Coding region: 1-228 (75 amino acids)
Source: RefSeq, a predicted model, not a curated record